Molecule: messenger RNA, 1531 nt
Organism: Dimorphilus gyrociliatus
Lineage: Eukaryota; Metazoa; Annelida; Polychaeta; Dinophilidae
Source: the annotation of a GenBank genome assembly
AAUAAGCCAUUAGCGAUUUUGCAGAGAGUACUUUAAAACUAGGCUUGUGGAUUUUUUUAUUUGCGCUAUUCUUUUGCAAAAUAAAAUCAAUUUAAAAUUUAUUCCAACCUGUUAGCAUACCAAACACAGUGACUAUUUCAAUAAAUUCUUGGCCUAUUCGGCCUAUUCUUAUCGAAAGCAUUGAAUCGAAGUUGUCGAUAUAAUAUAUAGUUGCCCCUGCUGUUUUGUUUAUUUGUGUACAACACAUUUCAAUGGCGAAGCGAUCUGAGGUGGACCUUAAAAAAGAGGAUCUUGUAGAAGAUAUCGACGCUUAUUCCUAUAAAGCGAAAAUACUGAUUGAAAAUCAAGCCGAGUCACUUAAAUACAAGGUCAAGGAUAUUUUGAAAGAAGCCUCGCAAAAAGUGGUGAAUGCCGUCUUAUAUAACAAAGACGGGGAAGAGCCUGUUGAUGAUAUUGUAAAGCUAUGUAAGAAUGGAGUAAAUUUUUCACUAAUCAACAAUUUUGUAGCAUUUCAAGCGGGAAAUUCAUGCGAUUUCGGUGACAUUGUUUAUCUACCAAACGGUUUGGAAUCAUUUAGUUGGAAGAAAGCCAAGAAGUUUGACAAAUCUAUGGUAGUUGAGGGCUUAUGUGUUUCAGAGUAUUCUAAGUCUCUUUAUGUAGCACUAUGCAAUGACGAAGAAUCUUUUUCUUGCAUCUAUAAGGGUCGUGAUUCAGAAUUGUUAUUUUAGUUUGGGUGUUUCUAAACAAACUUUCCGAAAUAUAAGCGUAAUUCAAGAAAGCCAGAAUUUUUAACUACAAUUUUUUUCGUUAAAAACAAACCUUGCAAAAAUGUUAUUCUGGGCACAAAUAGGCUUUUUAUAUUCAAAUUUUGUAAAUAUUAACUAUUCUGAAUCACGCGUAGAUGUCGUUAAGCGGUAAAUUUCCCGUAAGAAUACUAGAACUGGAAAAGCGCUUAAAAGACGUUGCAGCCAAAAAUGGGAUCGUAUAUGCAGCAAACUAUACUGACGAUGAAAUAAUAUUUGCAAAUGAAGUUGAUUUCGAAUUUCAAACUUGGAUUGAAUUAGAAAAUGUUUGGGGUCUCUACACAGUUGACCGUUACCUAAUGGCUGUAAGCAAGGACACAAUUAUUAAAUAUGAUUUCAGAAAAGAGAGGCACUGGAAAAGUUUUGUGCAGGAUGCCUGCAGAACUUGUGUCUUAGGAGAUCUUGUUUACAUAACCAGGAUGGGAAAUAGUAGCUUAACGAUUUUAAACUUUAAAGACGGCUCGAACAUUUGUCAAAUUGAAAAUUCGCUUUUGGAAAAUCCUUUGGGUGUUUGCGAAUUUUUUACUGAAGCUGUAUUAGUGGCAAAUAAUGAACGAAAAUGUUUGGAUCUUUUUAACAAAAGAGGCGAAUUGUGCCAAAGCAUUACCCUCAAAUUCGAGCCGUCCUUUAUACGUUUAUCAGCUGUUCAGAGUCAAAUUUUCUUAUACGUUGUUGAUUCUGAAUCGCCAACAGUCCACUUUUUUAUCAAAAAGAUUGAAAAAAAUUGA